Marmota flaviventris (yellow-bellied marmot) is the source of this 669-nucleotide messenger RNA. It is a transcript of the gene Scp2d1, whose product is annotated as SCP2 sterol binding domain containing 1. Gene Ontology annotation, cellular component: cytosol. The record is from RefSeq and is a predicted model, not a curated record. Lineage: Eukaryota; Metazoa; Chordata; Mammalia; Rodentia; Sciuridae.
UGUCACAAUCUGACCUGUGGGUAUUAAUCUGGCCACAGCUGUCCACAGACCAGACGGCAGGGUCAAGAGGACCAGUACAGUAAAGAUGUGGAGGAGAAUCGACCAUCAACCCAAGAUCAAAGCAGGGGAUGAACCUCAGGCGAGCCAGCUCAAAGCUUUGGGUUCAGCUCGGGAACUCGCCAUGCCAAACCCUCUUGAGCUGUCAGCAUUCCGGAGCUUCCCAGUGUUUGAGGACAUUAGCCAUCACAUCAAAGAAGUGGGAGGCCAGCUAGUAAAGAAAGUCAACGCCAUCUUUCAGCUGGACAUCACCAAAGAUGGUAAGAUCAUUCUGCAGUGGACCAUUGACCUGAAGAGUGGCUCUGGGGACAUGUAUCCAGGAUCUUCUAGGCUCCCAGCAGACACUGUCUUCACUAUUCCAGAAAAUGUCUUUAUGGAGUUAGUUUUGGGCAAAAUGAAUCCGCAGAAGGCUUUCCUGGCUGGCAAGUUCAAAGUGAGUGGCAAAGUUCUGCUUGGCCAGAAGCUGGAGAGAGUUUUCAAGGACUGGGCUAAAAUUUAAGCAUGGAAAAAUACCAAGGAAAAGAUCAAAAAUUCUCUCUGGUUACAAUGUCAAGUGGAAAUCAUGCUUAAACUGAAGAUUAAAGUAAAAAGUAUCCAAUAUUUUUACUCAAA